AACCCUGUUACAGGUGCACUGAGGAGAUUUCCCUAUAAAACAUGAAUGAGUUUUCUCAAAUAUGAGAAUACUAGAUUCUAGUAUUUUCUUUACGUUUGAAUUUACUAAUCGGGGAAUAACUGAUGUGAUGGGUAACUACAAGAGAAUAAUAGCAAAGUAAGUUUCCAAAUUAUAUAUAAAGAAAUGAGAGAAUUAAAGAUUAGAUACUAAAACAAUCCAUACGAACACAGUCGAUAUUACAAUUGCAUUACAAGUUUCAUUUCAAUAUUCAUUCCAUACAGUUUCUCGAACUCCACUGGACUGGUCUGGUAUUUUUUUAAUUAUUUAUUUUCUUCUGAAAUUCAUAAAACUAUAAUUUAACUGAGAAGAGCCGUUGCCGGUCACAUGUUUAAAAGCGGACUUCCCCACCUCUCGUUCAAAGGAUAACGCUUCGUUCAUUCGUACUUCAAUUUCUCCGACCGCACUCUAUGGCUACCUGUUCUUAUCUUCUCAACCAUGUCCAGAUUAAAGGAUGGCUAUGGCCCUCGAGGAUGAGGAUACCCAAGCAUACAAAUCCCACUGUCACUGAAAGCUUCAAGACAACCAGUAAAAGCCAUCCAAAGCAAGGGCUCCUAAUUGCACAAUGUUCCUUAUGUUUGGUCCAAGUUGGAGCUUCUCCUCCUAGCAUUGCAUUAUCACCAUUAUACUUACCUCCUUCAGGGGAGCCAUCGCAUAUUACGGAUGCAGUUUCCAGCAUUCUUGGAAUUGGUAUGCCAGACACAUCACAUACUCUCUCAAAUUUAAUGCACAAGCUGGUUUUGGCAGAUUUGGACCCUGCUACAGCAAAGCUUGCUAUUGGAUUUCUAGGCCCUUUUUUCUCACUAUUUUCUUUUCUGUUUAUCAUAAGAAUAGUCAUGUCCUGGUACCCCAAAAUUCCAGUGGGGAAGUUCCCUUAUGUUGUAGCUUAUGCCCCUACAGAGCCACUUCUCAUCCCAACCCGGAAGUUGAUACCGCCUUUAGGCGGUGUGGAUGUAACCCCUGUGGUCUGGUUUGGAUUGAUUAGCUUCCUGAAUGAGAUAUUGGUUGGUCCGCAAGGGCUGCUUGUGCUUCUCUCUCAGCAGGUUAAUACCUAACAUACUUAGCUGAACAACAUGCUACUGAUGCAGGUAGUAGUAUAUGUAUCGUUACUUAUGUUUGACAA
Molecule: messenger RNA, 1180 nt
Organism: Prunus mume (Japanese apricot)
Lineage: Eukaryota; Viridiplantae; Streptophyta; Magnoliopsida; Rosales; Rosaceae
Gene: CCB3
Product: cofactor assembly, complex C (B6F)
Cellular component (GO): chloroplast thylakoid membrane
Source: RefSeq, a predicted model, not a curated record